GCAAUUAAUUAUCCCCCGAAAUUGAAGCCGCACCCAUCUUGGAUUUCUAGUCCGCUUCAAAAAAAAAUACAAAGAGGGGGAAGCACGUGAGCACUGAACGCAUUUGAUGAGUUUACCCUAUUUGCGAAAGUCGUCGUUGCCGAGUACUGGGGAGGGCGCUUCGAUGCCCACUCCACUGGACAACCUGCCGGUUUUGCGAAGGCAGUUCUACACCACGGUGAACCCCUCUCAGGACCCCUUUUCCGGCCACGUCUGGGACCAAAUUCACGCGCGGUGCCGUUUCCAGACCGUUCAGGCGCGGCCUAAGCAGGUGUCCAUCGUGGAGAUCCCGGACCAGGUGGUGGAGCGACGGCGCUUCGGGCGCUCGAUUGAGGCCCCAACGGAGGAAACGACAGAGGAGGUGAUCACUCCCCGCCGCGUGCACGUGGCCCAGCGGCCACCCCAGGCAACCUCAACAAAGGCCAAGCCGUACCCCCACAACCGCGCGUAUCGGCAUAAAAUGAACUUCACACCCUACUCCUUAGGAGGUAACCCGAUGGCGAACUAUAUCAUGAAGAUGCAAUCUCAACGCCCUACAAAGGGGUUGUACUCUUUUCACUAA
Molecule: messenger RNA, 601 nt
Organism: Phytomonas sp. Hart1
Lineage: Eukaryota; Euglenozoa; Kinetoplastea; Trypanosomatida; Trypanosomatidae
Source: the annotation of a GenBank genome assembly